Molecule: messenger RNA, 3804 nt
Organism: Melanotaenia boesemani (Boeseman's rainbowfish)
Lineage: Eukaryota; Metazoa; Chordata; Actinopteri; Atheriniformes; Melanotaeniidae
Product: serine/arginine-rich splicing factor 11-like
Exons: 11
Coding region: 2409-3365 (318 amino acids)
Cellular component (GO): nucleoplasm
Molecular function (GO): RNA binding
Source: RefSeq, a predicted model, not a curated record
UUCUCCAAUGCCGGUGACUUCGCGGGUGUGCUUUGUGAAGUUCCAGGAACCAGAGUCUGUGGGAGUGUCUCAGCAUCUAACCAACACUGUGUUUGUGGACAGAGCCCUGAUUGUGGUCCCUUUUGCAGAAGGUUUGUCUCAUUAUUAUGCCCCAUGUGUGCAUCUUUUUUGAUUGAAUGGCAUGACUCGGGAAUUGUGACAUUGAAAACAAAUUAAAAGGUUCCAUUAAUCCCCCAUCCCACUUUCUUUUUUAAAUUCACACUCCAGCUGACCUUGAUCUGUUUAUGCGCUUUUCAGAUUGCUUGAUUGAAAUUGAUUAGGCCAUUUCCUCAGUGACAAUAAAGCAGACAAAUUCAGUCAGAUUUUUGGUAUAGAGUGGAAGCCCGUUUUAUUUAUAUUUAUAUAUUUGUAUGAAUGAAAUUCAUUUUGAUUAAAAUCUUGAUCCAUUAGAUUUUUUGCUAUUUACUAAAAUAACAAUGUGCACUGCAUGUAUGAAGAACAGCAUACAGAAAUCUAUUUUACCCAAGGAUUUAAACAUUCCACAGCAGUGGGUGCUGAAGAAACCUCAAAGCUAAGAAGUAAAGUAAAAGAACACUUAACCCUUUGCACAUUAUUUUCGCCCCCCAUAUUGAACUAUCUACUGUUAAACCUUUCUCUGUUAUUUGUGUGUGUGUAUGUGUGUGUGUGUGUGAUUUUUGUAGUGAAGAAGGCAAAAGCAGCCCCCUCGUUGAUGGCUGAAAGUGGUCCUCUGCCUGCCAACAGGGAAUUGUAGACAUUUGCAAAGGCCAGCAAGCAUUCAAGCCCCACCCCUCUCUUUGUCCUCUAUUCUGUCUCUGCCUGGUCUUUCUCUGUCCCUCUUGUUUUAUUUAUAUAUUUUAUUUUUUCUAGGGGAUUUAGUUUCGAGUUUAUAGGUCAGAUAUGUGGGAUAUAAUUGAAACGGUCCUAUGAUGCAGUGUGUUUAAACACUCGAGUCCUGCUUGGCCAUUGUUCUUUCACAGCUAUUUUAUUUGUUUACAUAUUUUUUUAAAUGUCAACAAGUUCCAUGGCUUAAAAAUUACUAAAUGCGCUGGAGACUAAAAAUGUUACCGAUCACAUGCACCUUUUAUUCAGUUUCAGCAGCAAUUGUUGACAAUUAUAAGUUGCUCAGAUGUUUUGAGAAUGAACUCUACUUUUAUAAAAAUAUUUUUUACGACUUUUCUAUUUACAUGAUUAACAUUAAGCAAAAAGUGCUGAGAAAUGGUGUGGUUUUAUUUUUUGGGUCUUUUCAUGGAGUUUGUUGACAGUGAAAAGAAUAUUCUCAUUCACAGGGUGACUAAAUGAUUUUAAAAGUAGUUAUUUUGUUCUGGUAACAGAAUACUAUGGAAAAGGACAGAAUAUUAGCGCCCAGGUGAAUAAGAUAAAUAACCUGGUUUUCAUAUUAGUAUCACUCAAGUUUGUACUUAACAAAGGGAAACAAUUUUUAAUAAUUAUAAGAUGUCUGACAUAGUAGAUGCCCAGAAUAUUAAACUUAUUCUUGUCACAAAAAAGAUGCCACCCAACAUGAAACAAUGUUGGUACCAUAUUCUCUUUAACAGUGGUCUUCUUUUUGUUGUUGUGUUUUACAGUUCUUUUUCCUGGCUCAGCCAGUCCUGUAUACAAGGCCCUGCUGAAAAUACCAUCCCAACAGUUUUGUGUCCUGCAGUAAUUUCUCUCUCCAGUGUGCUCUUGUAUUUUAAUGUUGUCACUGUUGUGUGUCCAUACACAGGUCAUGUCAUUUUGUGAAUAAGUUGCAUUGGGACUAAAAGUGAGAUUAUUAUAAGGUGUUAAAUUUGAGUUAUUUUGUUGAAAAAAAAAAUCUGGGAGCACUGUAUAUUAAAGCUAAAGAUUAUUGAUUUUAAAUUGGACUAGUAACAAAUAUGAAUCAUAUCCUAUGUGAGGGUGUGGUUAGUUGAUGCAGUGUGAGGUAAGGAUUUUAUGCCAAUGCUGUACAGCAAGCACUCUACCUACCCUGAAUUUUAUUACCUCUAAGCAUAUAACCACUUAAUCCUCUGAAAUGUGUUUUUGGUAAGUAGACACUGAUAGCUUGUUUAGUGUUCUUGCCAAAUCCCUAAAAUUCUCUUUGUUGUUUGUAUCUUGAUUUUUCUCUGUGUGCUUUUAGUAGCGAAGCCGCCAGCGUGAGUCGCUUGUUUCAGUAAACAUCUAAAUGAAAAUUGAGGGCACACCCAACUGGAGAAGCAGCUGUGCUUGCUAACGUUUGGUUCAUGACUUAAAAAACACAUUCAGGAUCUAUUCCAGAUGAGGCUAAAGCUUUGUCCCUGUUGGCCCCAGCAAAUGCUGUUGCAGGAAUUCUGCCCGGAGGAGGCCUUCUGCCAACACCGAAUCCAAUCUCCAAUCCAGCUCUUGGAGCAAACCCCUUUGGUGGUCCAAACAUGGAUGCAAUGGCUGCAUUUGGAUUCCCUGGACCCAAUAUGAACCCCCAGGCUGCUGAUCAGCUUUUAAAGAUGAUGACAGAUCCGAAACUGAAUCCCUUGGCUGCUGGUUUAAACCUGAGUGCAAGCUUGAAGGCUGAUGCAUCUAAUAAAGAGAUCGAGGAGGCCAUGAAGAGAGUCAGAGAGGCACAGUCGCUCAUUUCAGCUGCUAUUGAGCCUGGGCAUAAAGAGAGCAAAAAGAAGCACUCCCGGUCUCGGUCCAGAUCUAGAAGGAGGAGGUCCAGAUCCCGUUCAAGACACAGUCGCAGACGAACAAGGAGUAGAUCAAGGCGCAGAUCAAGCUCGAGAAACAGAAAGCGCUCUAGAAGCCCACGCAGGAGGGCUCAUUCCAGAGACAGAAGCAGGCGCACUCGAAGCAGAUCCAGAGAUAGAAAGAAAGAUGAUGUGGGGAGAAGAAGAUCCAAAACGCCACCUAAAAGCUACAGCACUGCCAGAAGGUCGCGUAGUGCGAGUCGGAGACACAGGAAAAGUCGCAGCAGCAGCCGAUCUCCUAAAAAGUCUCCUAAAAGGAAAGUCUCUGCAUCUCCAUCUCCUCGAAGACACAAGAAAGAAAAGAAGAGAGAAAAGGAGAGGGACAGGGAUCGUAGGAGUGAUAAAGAUCGCAGCCGUGAAGAACGCGAGCGCUCCACCAGCAAGAAAAAGAAAAGCAAAGACAAAGAACGGGAGCGUGAAAGGAAAUCAGAUGGAGAGAAGGGAGACGUGAAGAUAACCAGAGAUUAUGAUGAGGAAGAACAAGGAUAUGACAGCGAGAAGGAGAGGGAAGACAGGAAGGACUCAGAUGACUCUGCUUUGUCUCCUCAGUCGGUAGAAGGUAACGGCUCAGCGCGGCUCCUGAAGCAGGCCAAAGUUAACGGUGCAGACGAUCAUCACGAAGAAGACAUGGAUGUCAGCGACUGAGUCAUCAGCCCUGCUUUGUCCAGCAUUAUCCCUCCACUUUGGUUGUCAACAUGCUAAAAAAGUUUCUUCCCAUUGGGGUAAAUUUAAAAUGUGAAGUGUUUGAAAAUUCUCAGUUUAUCGUACAGAAGACAGGUCUGCUCUUUGCAAAUGUACAGUGCAGAAUUGUUUGCCUUUUUUUUUUUCUUUUGUCAUUAAGAAUUCUUUUGCUCUUUGUCACCACUGAUGCAAUUGGUUAAAACUGGAAGUAGGCUUGCUUGGCUCCUAUUUCUGUUUAUCAGAUUUUGUCACUUCAUGUUGUCUUUUCAUUUUUGUUUAGUGUUGAGGUGUAACUCUCAGGCCUCUUUCCUCUCCUUCACAGAACAGUUGCAUCUUGCUUCUUAUCUGGAAGUGUUUUAUCAAUGAUUUCUUUUAUAUAAUAAAAUCUGUUUGAAGAGUGGAA